AUAGAGUUCGACUCUAGCGAGUUGCUGGCUUGGUUCGCACUAUUCCUUUCUGGUCCGAGUCCAAAAAGAUUUGAUUUUUCGAUAUCUGCGGAGGGGAGAAAAAAAAGCGCGUUAUCAUUUGAACUAGUUGGGCGGCUCACAAACUGUACCGGUCUUUGAAAUUUGGAGAAAAGGCCGUGAAGUGAAAAUAAUGAAGACAUUUGAAAAAAACCAAAACAGACCUGCCAUCCAUGGAUUGAGUUCGCUAUCCUUCAAGUCAAAUGAUGACGUUUGGGGGCCGCCCUCGCGAACGCAUGUAACAUUCAAUCGAGUGUUCCGAGGGCUGUACACACUACACAGUGUGCUUUUUUGCUUUUUCUCCAUUCUUCAGUUCAUCGUUGCUGAGAUGAUCGGUGGCGAUUUUCAUGUGGCAAUUGAUAAGCCCUCGGGCUACUCCGUAAAUCAGGGCUGGAGGGAAGAGAACCACCGGGCCUGUCCACGGCGUAUGUUCCUCGCAGCUUGCACCACUGCUGAAGUUUGGUCGCAGCUGGAAAUAGCAUCAAAAACCAAACAAACACCCGUACCAAGCCGCAGCUUAAGCUUGUCCCAUGAGAAGGGUUCGCGCUAUUUUUGUGCUUCUCGUGUCCAUGGAACUCGGUGAGCAUCCGAAACUCUUUCUCGGCCGUUUAUGGUAUACCCGUGCGAAACGGAAAAGCAAUAAUAGACGUAAUGGUGAACCACUUCUUCAAGC
Molecule: messenger RNA, 730 nt
Organism: Aspergillus steynii IBT 23096
Lineage: Eukaryota; Fungi; Ascomycota; Eurotiomycetes; Eurotiales; Aspergillaceae
Exons: 1
Coding region: 191-640 (149 amino acids)
Source: RefSeq, a predicted model, not a curated record